Messenger RNA from Pterocles gutturalis (yellow-throated sandgrouse), 2042 nucleotides. RefSeq names its product stimulated by retinoic acid 6 (gene STRA6). The record is from RefSeq and is a predicted model, not a curated record. Lineage: Eukaryota; Metazoa; Chordata; Aves; Pterocliformes; Pteroclidae. Gene Ontology annotation, biological process: vitamin A import into cell. Gene Ontology annotation, molecular function: retinol transmembrane transporter activity; signaling receptor activity. Gene Ontology annotation, cellular component: plasma membrane. The annotation marks the transcript as partial. The transcript has 17 exons.
CCCGCAGAGGGAGGAAGAAGACGGCCAUGGCCACGGCCACCAAUGGCUCUGGCGGGAUGCACAGCGCUCUGCCGGACACCAGCUUUGUCAGCACUGAAGACCUUGCUUCUGACUGGUACAUCUAUGAAACCAUGGAACCAGCCGUGUCACAGGAUGACAUGUUCCCCAGUGCGAUCCCAGACUGCCACCCCACCAUUUCUCCCAGGCUGUAUCACAUCUGCAUGGCACCCAUCUCCCUGGCCGUGCUUGUGGGCUUGUCCUUGCUGGUGAAACGCAGGCGUCUCCACCGGAGCUGCUGGAACGGCAUCCCGGGACUGCUCAGUCCGGCCAACUUCCUAGAGGAGGAAGGCAAGCAAGGGCUGGUGGCUGCAGUGUUUGGCAUCCUCUUCUCCUCCCUGUGUGUGCUGAUCUUAGACAAGGACCCUCUGCCGCUUGUCACCCAUUCGUCCCAGAGCACCCAGGAGUACUGGAAGAUCCUGGCUUUGCUCUACUACCCCGCCUUCUACUACCCCCUGGUCGCCUGUGCCACCGUCGGGCACAGGCUCAGCUACCUCGUGGGCUGCCUGCUCUCCUGGUGCCACUGCGUGGUCCACAUCUGGCAGAAGGUGGAUUGUCCCCAGUCACCCAAGAUAUACAGGUACUACUCCACACUUUCGUACGUCCCCAUCAUCCUCUGCCUUGUGCUCUUAAGCCUUUGGUAUCCAGCCCUGCUCAUCAGGAGUUUCACCGGGCAGGAGGACACCUUGGACAAGGAGGUUCCAGGGAGAGGUUAUUACAAGAAGUACCUGAAGGCCGUCCUGUCCAAACGCCCUCGGAAGGGGAGCUCCACGAAGCUAGAAGAGAGCCUCCUAUCCAGGGUCCAGACGUAUUUAUGCUCCUACAUCUACACUCCCGAGGAAGGUUUCCGGAUCCCGCUGAAGCUCGUCCUGUCCAUAACCACGGCCAUGAUCGCUGUCUACCAGGUCGCCCUGCUGCUCCUCGUAGCCGUCGUCCCCACCAUCCAGAUUGUACGGGCUGGAAUGACAAAGGACGUCGUGGUGCUGCUGGUCCAGUUUGGGUUGGUGCCCUCAGAGAGCCCGGCCAUGCUGGGGGACAUGGAGAAGGAGCUCAACACCGUUAAGUACUACCUGUGGGCGCUGGAAGUCUGUUACAUCUGCUCGCUGGUGCUGUGCUGCCUGCUGACCUGCGCCAUGCUGCUGAGGACACUGGUGAUGCACAGGAACAACCUGAAGGCGCUGUACCAGGGAGCUGUGCUGGAUGUUUUCUACAAAGCCCAUAUCCUCCGCCCAUCCCGACAAGCCGUUGUCUGCUGGAUGAGCUUUGCCAGCUUCCAGACAGCUUUUGCCUGCCUGGGUCUCCUCAUCCAGCAAGUGAUUUUCUUCAUCUGCUCGGUGGGGUUCACCUUCUUCAUCGUCAUCCCACUCCAGUCUGGCACAAACACGCACCUCUUCAAAAUGAUCCAGAACAUGUGGCCCUUCUGGUUGACCCUGGUUGUUGCCAUCAUCCUGCAGAAUUUGGCAGCUCACUACCAAUUCCUGGAGCAGCAUCCCCUUCAGAAGGAGCUCACCAACAGGCGAGCUCUCUACAUAGUCACCUACCUCCUCUUCCCCAUCAACGUCCUGGUGGGUGUCCUGGCUGGCGUGUGGAGGAUGGUAAUUUCUGGCCUUUAUAAUGCCGUCCACUUCUGCCAGCUGGACAUCAGCCUGCUGAAGACCUUCGACCCCGGCUACCACACAUACUGCCACUAUCUGAAGAUGGAGGUCAGCCAGUCCCACCCGGUGAUGAAAGCCUUCUGCUUGCUGCUCCUCCAGCCAACCCGGCCAGAGGGGCCACACGGGCUCCAGGCCAGCAACGUGGAAGAAGGCAUCCAGCUGAUGCAGCCCAAGAAGGCACCGCCCAGCAGAGCCCGGUUCAAGCAGAGCCGAGCCCGGUGGUGGCUGGCUUACACUCUCCUCAACAACCCAUCGCUGACAGCUUGUCGGAAAACUGCCCUCUCCGACCCCACGGCCAACGGCACCCAGCUCAGCCCCCCCAAGCCCUGA